Iphiclides podalirius (scarce swallowtail) is the source of this 294-nucleotide messenger RNA. The record is from the annotation of a GenBank genome assembly. NCBI's taxonomy places the organism in Eukaryota, Metazoa, Arthropoda, Insecta, Lepidoptera, Papilionidae.
AUGCUUCGCUUUUGCACCACCGAUUGGCUUAUAGCGCACUCCAUCAUCGAACCGUUUCCCGCAGAUCAAGAGCCCGUACAGCCCGACCGCGCCGCCGCACUUGACAGGAAAGUGGCUGGCGGUAUCGGGGUGGGGGCGGGGGAUCCCUCGUGGGCCACCCCCCCGGGCCCCGCGCGCAGUCCCCCCCCCUCUGCCUUUGUCUCUGUAAUGAAUCCGCCAAACGCCAAACGUCACCGCGCAGUCGCCCGCCGCGGCCAGUGCCAUAAAUCAUAUGUCGAAUCCCGCGUCAACGGA